AUGGCGUAUGGCGAUGAUGUCUUUGCGCGAGCUACGCGGCAGAAGAAUGAUCCAUUUCUACGCGGUGGCACCGCAAGUAGACGUUUUCUGCAGAAGUACCGCACCUUCCCAUACCCUGUGCGAAUGUCUGGUCUCUUUCUUGUCGGCUUCAUAUUGGGAAGCAUCAUUGAGACUUUUGCUUGCAAAACGCACAUGUACGAAAGUGUAAUGUCAAAAAAGGACACACGUCGACACGACUUUGAUGAAUUUGUCGUAGACUUUCGUCAGAAUGUAGAGCGAUGGCAGAGACAGGAUAUGGUACAGAAACAUCAGUGA
This is a messenger RNA of Trypanosoma theileri, 315 nucleotides long. RefSeq lists its product as uncharacterized. The record is from RefSeq and is a predicted model, not a curated record. NCBI's taxonomy places the organism in Eukaryota, Euglenozoa, Kinetoplastea, Trypanosomatida, Trypanosomatidae. The transcript has a single exon. Bases 1 to 315 code for a protein of 104 amino acids.